ACAAGUCACAACCAACAUCAAGUUCUUCCACACUCCUCUCCCUCCUUACACUUUUUCCCUUCACAUUACCGUUCUUUAAAAUCUCAUACAAACAACAACAACAACCCAGUAAAAUCCCACAAGUGGGGUUUGCAAAAAGGGAAGAAAAAAACAGGAAAUACAUCUAAUGGAAGGGUUCAAAUUCUUGAAUGAUUUUGGUCGAUUGGCACCGUUUUUGGCUAUUGUUAUAAUGAUUUUUAGCAUCCAGGUUUCUGGGCAAAUUAAUACAGCCUGUAGCGCUGCAAUGCUACGUAGCUUUAACCCUUGUAUAAACUUCAUGAGCAGUGGUGGUUCAGGUUCCCCAACUUCAGCUUGUUGUCAAUCUCUCAAGGAACUUACGAGCAGUGGCAAAGAUUGCCUCUGCCUGAUUGUAACUGGAAAUGUUCCUUUUAAAGUACCAAACAGAAAUUGGGCAAUUACCCUGCCCAAAGCUUGUAACAACGGUGGUGUUCCCAUCGAAUGCAAAGGUUCUGCUACCCCUCUUCCAGCUCCAGGUCCAGCUGCCUUAGUACCAUCAGGGUCUCCUAGAUCAUUUCGAAAUCCUAGGUCACCUCCAGCUCCUAGCCCUGAAGGCGAUGAUGUCCCUGAGCCAUUCAAUCCUCCUUUGGGGCCAGUGGGUGAUACAACACCAGACUUAACACCACCAUCUCCACCAAAUGGCUUUGGAACUCCUAAUACUGGUUUAACGCCACCUUCUCCAUCAGGCGGCAGCUUGGGAAAUCCUUACAAUGGUUUCACACCGCCAUCUACAACAGACGGCGGGUUUGGAAAUCCUGAUACAAGUUCAGGAUUCAAGCCUGAUUUGACUCCUUCCUAUUCCCCGCAUUCACAGAGACUUUCAGUAUUUGUACUUCUAGCAGCCUGUGGAGCAAUUGCUUUGAAGUUAUACUGAAUUGAUUCACCCCCCACUCCCUUCUGGCCUUUUAAGGUGUACUUGUAGUUUAUGAACAUUGUUUGGUGUGUGCAUACAUUGGAUAACAGAUUGCAAUAUAUUAUUUGUUGUUUCCUUGUAAUCAAGUUGUACUGCAGUAUAAUGAAAAUUUUGGGGUUAUAGAAAUCUAUAUUUUUCA
This is a messenger RNA of Nicotiana tabacum (common tobacco), 1109 nucleotides long. RefSeq lists its product as uncharacterized. The record is from RefSeq and is a predicted model, not a curated record. Lineage: Eukaryota; Viridiplantae; Streptophyta; Magnoliopsida; Solanales; Solanaceae.